CAGUAACUCUCUCUCUCUUUCACAGUAACUCGUGGAUUCUUCUCAAAGGCCCCACUCAAAUCCCUAGACGGAGUAACAUCUGUUUAUGCACAUAUUUCUGUUAAACCCCCCUGGAAAGAACAGAGAUAGACGGAAGAUAAAACACCUUUAAAAAUGAAAUAUUAAAAGGAACAAAUUGCCACUGGAGAAACUAAGCAAAGUCAACCUGGUUGAGGAAUCCAUCAUCUUGGGAUCAACAUCUUCGGAGAAAGGGCAGGGUCAUGUCCCAGUUGCCAUGCGCAACACCACGGUGACCUGCCUUCCCUGCCCCUCCCCCCUCCUCCUCCUAUUGGUCCAGCUGCUACUGCGGCUCCUCCUCUCUGGGCCAGAAUUUGUAGGGGCCGCCUCCCCCUGCCCCACCCAUUGCAGCUGCUCCAAUCAGGCCAGUCGAGUCAUCUGUACGAGACAGAGUCUGGAUGGGGUACCUGAGAGCAUAUCAGUCAACACACGAUACCUCAACCUGCAAGAGAAUUCAAUAGAGGUUAUCAAGUCAGACACCUUCAAGCACUUGAGGCACCUUGAGAUCCUGCAGCUGUCUAAGAACAAAAUCAGUCAGAUUGAGGUGGGAGCAUUCAAUGGCCUGCCCAACCUCAAUACGCUGGAGCUGUUCGACAACCGCCUCACCCUGGUCCCCUCACAGGCCUUCGAGUACCUCAGCAAGCUGCGGGAGCUGUGGUUACGGAACAACCCCAUCGAGACGCUGCCGGGCUACGCCUUCCACCGCGUGCCCUCGCUGCGCCGGCUGGACCUGGGAGAGCUCAAGAAGCUGGACUACAUCUCAGACGCCGCCUUCGUGGGCCUGGUCAACCUGCGCUACCUGAACCUGGGCAUGUGUGGUCUGAAGGACAUCCCCAACCUGACGGCCCUGGUGCGUCUGGAGGAGCUGGAGCUGUCUGGGAACCGUCUGGAGAUCAUCCGGCCUGGCUCCUUCCAGGGCCUGGUGUCGCUCCGUAAGCUGUGGCUCAUGCACUCACAAGUGAAGGUCAUCGAGCGCAAUGCCUUCGACGACCUGAAGAACCUGGAGGAGCUCAACCUUUCCCACAACUCCCUGCACUCGCUGCCCCAUGACCUCUUCACCCCGCUGCACCAGCUGGAGCGGGUGCACCUCAACCACAACCCCUGGGUGUGCAACUGUGACGUGCUGUGGCUCAGCUGGUGGCUGAAGGAGACGGUGCCCAGUAACACUACAUGCUGCGCCCGCUGCCACGCUCCCCCCGGCCUGAAGGGCAGGUACAUCGGGGAGCUGGAUCAGAGCCACUUCACCUGCUACGCUCCCGUCAUCGUGGAGCCGCCCACCGACCUCAACGUUACCGAGGGCAUGGCUGCAGAGCUGAAGUGUCGCACGGGCACCACCAUGACCUCGGUCAACUGGCUCACGCCCAACGGCACCCUGAUGACCCACGGCUCCUACCGGGUCCGGAUCUCCGUGCUGCACGACGGUACGCUCAACUUUACCAACGUCACGCUGAGGGACACGGGUCAGUACACCUGCAUGGUGACCAACUCAGCUGGCAACACCACGGCAACCGCCGUGCUUAAUGUCACUGCCGCCGACGUUGGCGUCAGCUACUUCACUACUGUCACCGUGGAGACGGUGGAGCCCAACGAGGGCCCGACAGUCUACGCGGGCGUCAUGAACAGCCACAACGAGUCAUACGUCAUUACCCCGUCUGGCCACCAGUGGAGGGGGGGGCUCCCUACCACCGCCUCCUCCCUGUCAGCCUGGUCCUUGUCCUCGUCCCGGGCCACCCGACCCACCUUUACUGUGCCCAUCACUGCCGAGACGGGCUAUUCUGGCCUUGAUGACGUGAUGAAGACCACCAAGAUCAUCAUUGGCUGCUUCGUGGCCAUUACCUUCAUGGCAGCCGUGAUGCUGGUGGUCUUCUACAAGCUGAGGAAGCAGCACCAGCUGCACAAGCACCACGGCCCCGCCCGCGCCAUCGAGAUCAUCAACGUGGAGGACGAGAUUGGCGCCGGUGCCGGUGGACGCGGGAGCGGUAUCUCAGGGGGCGGCACCGUCUCUCGGGAUGGAGGCGGAGGGGGCGGAGUAGGAGGAGGGCAGAGCCUGAGGAUGCAUCACCCGGAGAUGGUCAACCUGCCCAACCUGGCCAGACAGGAGCACCUCAACCACUACUACAAGGCCCACCACUUCAACAACAACAUGAUGGGCCUGGGCAUGGGCCUCAACAACAACAACAACCCCUCCCUCUCCCCCUGUUCCCAGACCCAGAGCACCCCCAACUCCUGCGCACAGGGGCACACCUCCACCAGCGGUGGCACCCCCACGGGUGGCUCGCUGCCCUCCCCUUUGCCCCUGCCCCAGCUGGGCAUCCACAGCUCUCUGAAGGGGCUCAUGGGGAAAGGCCAGAACCCUCAGAUCGAGCCUCUGCUCUUCAAGAGUGGCUCCAAGGAGAAUGUGCAAGAGACUCAGAUCUGAGAGAAAGAGAGAGACAGAUGGAAAAAGAGAGAGAUUAAGAGACAGAAAACAGGGAGAUUGAGGGAGAUAGAGGAGUCUGAUUGUACUAUCCCCAUGGCCAUAUUUCGAUAGAAAGUGUAGGCAGGCAGAAUAUGAAAUAUUACAUAGACACUGCUUUGUAUGGUUAGUGCAUAGAGAGCGAGAGAGAGAGAGAGGAGAGAUUGUUCUCACACCUCUACUGUGUCUGCUCAACACCCGUCCAAGCAUUAACAUCUUCUGAGACACUCCAAGACACACACAGACACACACAGCCCGACACAAGGACAGGAACAUUCUAUCAGCUAACACAUACACAGUGCAUUAUGAGAUUGACAACUAUGUGCCAAACUUGUGCAUAUCUGUGCCAAAGUAAAAACCCUCGCAAUCUAUAUAUCCAUCCGCAGCAUUCCCAGACUGAAUCAGGUGACCAGGUUCAAUACUCAGACACAAUAAGAAUCACCAUGGUUAUAACUAAAUACAGAUCACCUCGUAUAUUAUCAGAUACAAUCCAAGUCACCAUGUAUAUAUAGAGAUAAGAUCUGAGUCACUCUGUUGAAGUAGGCGGAUAAGUGUUUGGGACUGUGUCAGAGCAGUACAGGGCUGCCCAGACGCACUCUGUGGAACAGCACAGAAAGUAAACCAUUGAGCAGAACACAGUUUAGUGUCGGACAACAAGCAAUGUGUAGGAAGAGGAAACAACAUCAACACUGGGUGUGUUUUACUUAGUGGGCUCAAUCUCACUUUCUCCCCUCUUUCACACCUCACUGGCUACUCUCUUUAAAGGAGAGGAAGGUAUAUGGAGUGAAUCGUCGUAAAACAAAUAACGUAAUAGCAAAAAGGACUACGAAAGAUACAAAUAAACUGUGAAAGUACAUAUUAUAUAUAAAUAUAUUUUCAUUCGAAGAAAUAAAUUAUGAAGAAUCUUUACCAAGUUUCUGACUAAAUAGCCACAGCUUCUGAAGAGUAUAUGAACUGCUGUCAUAGCGGUCAUCACUAUGAAAACUUUGUUUGGCUAGAAACAAGAUGGCCGACAUUCUGUGCUGGAAAGGGACAUACUGUAGUGGAGGCUGUGGAUGAGCAAGAGCUCAAAUUGGAAACUGGCACAGUGUUUGAUUGAAUUUAUUUUGGCUUCAAGUUUUGUGGCAUCACAAAGCGUUCUCUCUCAUGCCACAUUUACAUAAACAGGGUCGUUGGAGAAGGGGGAUCUUUACUCUCCAUUUAAUGAGAACAUAUGAUUACAAAACUUCACCCUUAGAUACAAACAAUAUGGAUAUUGUAAUGAUGAUAAUUAUAAUAAUUCAGUAAAUGCUUAUCAACCGUAUACUGUAGAUAGCUCUUAAAAGCAGAUAUAGGUUUAGCAUGCUCUGAUUCAAGUGGUAAUAUCUAAAAUUGCAAUGUGAUCCGUUUCAACUACAUGCAUUCAGUAUAUCUGUAUGCAAUAUAUCAUGAUAUUGAGAACAAAUUAUUAUUAUAAUUAUCAUCAUUAUUACUAUUAUUAUUAUUAUUAUUGUUAUUAUCAUACACUGAGUGUACAAAACAUUAGGAACACCUUCCUAAUUUUGAGUUGAACCCCAUUUUGCCCUCAGAACAGCCUCAAUUGGUCGGGGAAUGGACUACAAGGUGUUAAAAGCGUUCCACAGGGAUGCUGGGCCAUGUUGACUCCAAUGCAUCCCACAGUUGUCAAGUUGGCUGGACGUUCUUUGGGUGGUGGACCAUUCUUGAAACACACAGGAAACUGUUGAGCUUGAAGAACCCGGCAGUGUUGCAGCUAUUGACACACUCAAACCGGUGCGCCUGGCACCUACUACCAUACCCCGUUCAAAUUCACCCUCUGAAUGGCACACAUACACAAUCCAUGUCUCAAUUGUCUUGAGGCUUAAAAAACUGUCUUUAACCUGUCUCCUCCCCUUCAUCUACACUGAUUGAAGUGGAUUUAACAGGUGAUAUCAAUAAGGGAUCAUAGUCUUCACCUGGUCAGUCUAUGUCAUGGAAAGAGCAGGUGUUCCUAAUGUUUUGUACAGUCAGUGUAUAGGUGGCAGAGCAGCCUAGUACAUCCUUAUGAAAGGGAUGUUUAUAAUUGAUCCAGUGGGGAAUGAUUUGAUUACACAUGGAACGAUGACGAUCCCUUCAACCACCAUAUUGACUCCAACAACAGGGGAUGGACUGUGUUCCACCAAACACCAACCUGCAGAAACAGGUGGCAUCCUCACAGCCCAUGCCUCCUCAGAAACUCCCAGUCUCAGCCGAUCAGGACCCCUCAUUUUAUUCUGUUGUGUAAAAGACAGGACAUGAACCUUUGUCGAAGACUGCUCGUUUGCAGAGGAUUAUAUCAGAACUCAGUGUUCUCAUGUGUGAAUGGAAUUCAUGGCAGCAGGGAGCUAAAGGAGGACAGCAUUUUGAAGCGUUUGAAAGGUAAGAGCAACCUAUUCAAUGAAAGAGACAGAAAGCCUAGAUGAAUCAUAUGGUGAUGGUUGAAUUUUUUUUUUUAAGGAAAAGGACAAAUAAAUAAAAAAUAUAGAAACGUAUAGAUCUCUUUUAAAAAAGCUAUUAUAAGUGUUUUUUCAUUUUGUUUUUAUCUAGUUUGAUUAUUUCCUUUUUAUCUUUUUUUAAAUCAAGUGUUAUCUCAAUUGUAAUAUUGUUAUUGUUAUUAUAAUUCGCUAAUUACACUGGUUAUAAUUCUGAAAGAUGUUCUGUCAGCAGAAGUCACAUUGAGAAAUUAAAAUACCUGGCACACAAAAUGGCGGUUGAACUCUGUGAAACUUGGUGGCAUUAGUUUUUUUGUGUUUUUUUCCAUUUAAUUGAAAUAUCACUUUUGGUGUGUAUCCCUUUGGCUAAUACAGCUGUGCUUGAGAUGAGACACACAGAAUGUGAAAUGGCUGGCGAGGGGUCUCUUCCUGCACAAGGAGGACAGGAUAGUUCCUGCUUUGAUUUACAAGCUUGCUCACGCUCUCUCUCACUCUGUGAUUUUCAGAAUGUCAUAGCUAUCAGUGCUCCGAGUGUGAUUUCGCUAAGUCAACACCCUGUUUCCAUGACUACCUACCCUCAGAAUAAUGCGCCAAACAGCGUCACAGCGUGCACCUCAUAUGGUGCCCGAUGCCCCCUGUCAAUCAUGUUCCUUUAAGACAACAUAUCUCUCUACAAGCCGGCCAGUGUUCUUCCAACAGUAGCAAAUCACCUUUCACAGUGUGCCCAUAUCCUAACACAAUGUCCCUACAGGUUCCUGCCACCAGGUUUCCCUGGCAACUGUUGCAGCUGCGACAGUCCUCAUCAUAGCAUCUUGAUUUGGGUUUCUGAUGCAAAUAUGAGGGAACAGGCCGUAUAGAAGGCUAUUAACAUAUCCAUGGUCCUCACAAUAGAUAUUUAUAUUUUUUCACGGCACUUACGCAAGUGAUUUACACAUUCGUGUUGCUCAUGGAAAUAAUGAACAUAUUCCAUUGGCUUAUUCCAGUGACUUACAUCCUGUAUCCAUAUCAUCUGCACACACUUUUGAUUUACUUAUGCAGUGAUUUACAUCGUCUAUAUCACUUCUACAUGUCAGUUACAUAUUCCUACACCAGUGCUGAACAUAUUCGUGUACCUUGCACUUGUGAUUAACACUCAUAUCCCAUGCACCAGUUAUUAACAUAUGUAUUUUCCCAACACCAGGGAUCUUUAAUCCCCUCACUAGUUAUUUACAUAUUCAUGUGUGUGUGUGUGUGUGUGUGUGUGUGUGUGUGUGUGUGUGUGUGUGUGUGUGUGUGUGUGUGUGUGUGUGUGUGUGUGUGUGUGUGUGUGUGUGUGUUCAGUGGUUCUGACAACAACUAUUCCCCCAGUACUCUGGAUGUGACUCCCUGCCUGUCUUGUCACAUCAGAAAGCAUUAUGAAGCCUUAUGAAGCUCUUAUAAAGUGUUACAGAGAAGAGCUAGAAAGGCUUAGUGGCAGAACAAGUUUUGCCAGUGCCCCACAGUCCCAGUAACAUCACUGCAGUGACUGAGUCACACAGCACUGAACACACACUUAACACUAAUGGAAACGCUGUGUUUACUGUGCAGGAAGAGACCCGCUCGCUCAACCAUUCAGGGAAUAAGCCGUGUGUGUGUGUGUGUGUGUGUGUGUGUGUGUGUGUGUGUGUGUGUGUGUGUAUUCGUUCAAUUACGGUACCUACAGUAGUAUUUUCGAUUACUAUGGCAACUUGAUAUUGUUUCCAUUAUUUAGAAUGCAGCUAUAUCAGUGUGUGUGUGCAUGCAUGCGCCUGCUAGGUGAGUGUAUGUAAUGUGUGGGUUGUGUAAAGAGUAUGCAGAGAGAGAGAGAGAGAAGGAGGGAGGGGGCCAGUCAGACCUCCAUUUUAAAUCCCCAGUUUAAAGCAGUUCUCUGUCUGUUUCCCUCUGCUCCAGGCUGUUCUAUGAUCCUCUCACUGACACUUUAAGUAAAAACGGGAUUUCUAGUUAAGCAGGGUUUUCCCCCCCUCUCCCCUCUGCCUAUUGGGAUAAGCCCAAGAGAUCAAAGGUCUGCUCUAUCACGGCCAGUCUCUUUAGCAUUCCACUGGCCUCUGCCUCUCUCAACUCGUAGUCAAUCUGAGGUUACGAGCUUGUGGUCAAGUUGCGUGUCACACUGCCCUAGUUAUCCUCACUGUUAAACCAGCCAAUCAAGGCUAUAGUGUUUCUUAAUUGGACAGGGGCCGAUGGCCUCAGUUAUCUUGACAUGUUUGGCUGUUCUAGCUCAGGUCCUGGUCUAAUGAGACAAUAUUAAUCAGGCUUUUUAUAUAUUUAGGAUGUGAUUUUAAUUAUCUUAAUUGGUAGAACCUGCUGUGUUCUGAUCAGAGCAGCUUUUUUUUAUGUCACCUUUAUUUAACCAGGUAGGCCAGUUGAGAACAAGUUCUCAUUUACAACUGCGACCUGGCCAAGAUAAAGCAAAGCAGUGCGACACAAAGAGCUAAAGAGUUGGGAGGUGAUCUUUGUGUUUUUAGAUAGUCAUGUUUCAGGGGCCUUAUUUGAGCUUGAGGUGAGCAUAGCCUUGUUUAGGUGAGACAACACCUUUAGGGAACCAGCCAGGUCCACCAUUGGAGCUGGUCCCAUAUGUGGGUGGUGAACAGAUGUAAGCCAUAGAAUUAGUAAGUUGUUAUCUUCCCGCGUAGAGUUUAAUUUUAUUCUGUCACCCAACCAUUUAAAAAUAGUUGUGAAACGACAGUGGAGCCGCUACAUUAUUGAUACUCAUAGUGUCAAUGAUGCAUACGCUCCAGCGCCAAAUGCAAAUGCUCCUCCCAGUUGUCAAGGCCAGAAGUGUCAAACCGCUGUAAUUUAUAAGCAUUAUUAUUGCUAUCAUAUUUUUUAAUGGCCAUCAGAUGGCCUAUGAAUACAGACCCAGAGAAACCUUGCAGCUUCUCUUGUCACACAUCAUGAUGAUGAUGAUGGCGACUGAGACGGUGGAACGUUCAGAUGCAGAUCUGUGUGUCUGUAGUCUCUAGUCUCCUAGUUUAACUUUACGUCAUUGUCAGACUAGUAGUCAGUGGGGGAUUUUAUUACUAUGACGCCAGUCGGUCUUUAGAUGGGUUUUAAGGAAGUCUACUUCUACGAGGCUGGUGUUUAGAUGCUCUCUUGGUUAUUCUGGUUGUGCGUGUGGUGCUGGCUCAGAGUAUUUCCUGUCCAUAUUCUCCCUGUGAGGUUUUGUGGAGGUUGAGAUCAGAUGCUCAUGGACGUCAGUCUGCGCCAUCCGUGUGAUUAGUACAAGAGCCUGCAGCCACUUAUCAAACAGGCCUCCCUGUUGCCUACACACAUACGUACGUGUGCGCACACAUACACACGCACAAGCACAUAUAGGAAUGAGUGCACACACAUUUGCGGAUUGACUGACAUUGACUGACUGAUUGAUUGUGAAUGAUUGAUUGAAAUGGGCUUUCUUAAUGAUGUGUGUCUUUGUGCGGUGGGCUUAACACAAACCUCUCGCCAGAUCCCAGCAGGGCUGCGGUUCAGAGGCUGGGGCUUUGUGUUCUGGGAAGGUGUCCUUAAUUUGACAACAGAGAGACAUUCAACAUAUGGCUUAUUUCAUUGUUUCCUUGGCAACCAUGUCCUCUGUCACAAGAUGUCCGUUUUGGUUGACUUGGGCGGCUGACGUUAGUGUUAGCGUGCUGUGACGCGGGGGAGAUUAGCGGUGUCUCAUCGUGGAUGACUUCAUCUUCUGUCGAUGACUGUUCUGUGCUAGAGGUCAGGCAACCUCAGGCGGAGAGGUUCAUAUGAGGGGAAGUUUUAUUUUUAACAACCAAAUCUACUAUUAUUUAGAUUUCACUUGUUUUUGAGAAACUUACCCCAACCAGUGAUUCACUUCCUCAUCCCCAUAAGGGGGCUCUGGAAAAACAUGAACAAAAACACCCAGAUACGUUCUUUUAGGAACGGCAAAGCUCUCAGUAUAUAACAUCUAAAGACCUGCAUCACUAUUUUGAGAGCUCAUCCGUUUCCGCAAACUGGACCCUUCUAUAACAUGCCAUUUACAUCAAAAAUAGAGAUUUGGUUGCAAAAAAGCAAAAUGAUCCUUUAACAGGGAGCAGCCAUCACUGUUACUCCAACACUCUAAUGGGACAUGCUGAAAAGCCUCUAAUUGUGGAGUCCAGCAUAAUGGAUCUGGUCAUUAGGCUAGGCCUUCCUGAGCACACCGUAGCUGUGGUAUUCAGCUGGGACACUGUUCUUCAUGUCUUUGAACACCCUGUUCUGAGAAGGAACAUUAUGGAACACUUCCUUCUGAAGGUUCUAGAACAUUAAGAUCCUUGUUUUUGGAAGUUCUAGAUUAGAGAAAUUGACUCCUCUAAUCCAAAGUGUUCCAUACUUGAGAAUUGGAACCGCUUAUGACAGAUGUUCUAGAACACUCUGACGUCCCCUGCAAUGCUCGGGAACCUUCCCUGUUGUUCGGGGAUGUGUUGUGGAGUUGUUGGAUUCAUAUCGGAAUGUCCUGAACCAUCGGCGACUAUUAAAGGAUGUGCUGAGCCAGCAGCUCCUCUCCUCUCAGAGGACAAGCUCGCAGUCAAGUCUCCCAACAGCAACACACAUUCACCCCCCUCUGCUACUCUGCUCUCCUCUUCUCCACAACAACACAGCACACAGAUUUACAUUUUAUUGGCACCUUGGCUCACCAUCAUAUUCACACUCUGAUGUUUGUUUGAAGCUGGGCGGCGGCCAUAGCGUACAUUACAAAGCUUUGAAGUGCAAAUGGCGGUCUGCUGCACUGCAUCCUAUGGAGGGCCAGUGUAGAAUAACCACGGUGUGAGAGGAAUACGCAGCCAGGGAUCAUGUGUUGAUAGUCGUUUCCUUGUGUGGGGAUAGAGCGGCGUCAGCAACCCAGUGUGAUGCAGGGUCAAGUUCAAACCAGACGCCAACACUGGUGGUCAGAACCUCCCUAGUCAGCCAGGCAGCAGAGUAGAGCUGGAGGAGGAGUCAGGGCUCUGAGGGCUGACCUGACUAAGUCGCUUAAAAGCGUUUGCUAAAUGGCAUAGAAUUGUUCUAUUAUAUUACCUCCAGAAUCAAUGCAAUGAACCAACUUGAAAGGGAGAAGCAGAGUAGCAGUAAACAUUCAUCAAUAUGAAAUCAAGUUUAAUGGGGCAACCCUCAGUUCUAACAAAGCACCUCCCCGCCAUUGUUUCAGUAAAAGGCUGAGGGAUUGGGCAAUGUAACCACUCUCAAAUUCAUAGGCAAUGUAACCCCUCUCAAGUUCAUAGGCAAUGUAACCCCUCUCAAGUUCAUAGGCAAUGUAACCCCUCUCAAGUUCAUAGGCAAUGUAACCACUUUCAAGUUCAUAGGCAAUGUAACCCCUCUCAAGUUCAUAGGCAAUGUAACCCCUCUCAAGUUCAUAGGCAAUGUAACCACUCUCAAGUUCAUAGGCAAUGUAACCACUCUCAAGUUCAUAGGCAAUGUAACCACUCUCAAGUUCAUAGGCAAUGUAACCCCUCUCAAGUUCAUAGGCAAUGUAACCCCUCUCAAGUUCAUAGACAAUGUAACCACUCUCAAGUUCAUAGACAAUGUAACCACUCUCAAGUUCAUAGACAAUGUAACCACUCUCAAGUUCAUAGACAAUGUAACCACUCUCAAGUUCAUAGACAAUGUAACCCCUCUCAAGUUCAUAGGCAAUGUAACCACUCUCAAAUUCAUAGGCAAUGUAACCACUCUCAAGUUCAUAGACAAUGUAACCACUCUCAAGUUCAUAGACAAUGUAACCACUCUCAAGUUCAUAGACAAUGUAACCACUCUCAAGUUCAUAGACAAUGUAACCACUCUCAAGUUCAUAGACAAUGUAACCACUCUCAAGUUCAUAGGCAAUGUAACCACUCUCAAAUUCAUAGACAGAGCUAUGGAUGCAAGUACUGACCUCGCAUCCAUGAUAUCAACACUCUAGCUCUAACUAUGUUUUAAGGCUAUACAGUGUUUGUUUACAUUUAUUUUGUUUACAAACAUUGGAAUAAAACAAGCUAACCGUUGAACUAAGCCCAUGAGGCAUUUAGAAGUUAGAUUCUUCAAGAAUCAAUGCGUACAUUGAAUGAAUACAUCUAUUGAUGCUCAUGGACACAUCAUCAGUGAUGCAACCUGAGGUCAUUUGGUGUUUGGGGUCUUUCAACAUGAAUUUAUAAGGCCCUUUAACUGGAGAUAUUGAUUUUGUCUUUUAACUUUUACAUUUUUAAAAAACUUGUUGUCUCCCCCUGUCAGUUUGGGAGGUGUGCUGCUGUCCUCAUUGGUGCUGAUGUAUUUAUUCAGGCUGGUCUCCUUCAACCUCCGUCUCUGACACCCCCCUUUGAUACUUUAUUUUUACCUCGCUCCACACCAUCAGCCACCAGCUGGCAGAGUGUGGCUUCUAAUGGCCUCAAACCCUGGUGUUACUUAACACGUUUACCUCGUGUUUACCAUACAUUUACCUCACAGGAGGUUGGUGGCAUCUUAAAUGGGGAGGACGGGCUCGUGGUAAUGGCUGGAGCGGAAUCAGGGAAUUGGUAUCAAAUACAUCAAACACAUGGUUUCCAGGUGUUUGAUGCCAUUCCAUUUGCUCCGUUCCAGACAUUAUUAUGAGUCGUCCUCCCCUCAGCAGCCUCCUGUGCUUUACCUCAUAUAUCCAACAUGGUCGCCCACAGUGUAUACCUCACUCACCACAGAACAACCCUUUUCCCCUCAGGCAGACAACUCCCUCUCACAGACAGAGAGACAGAGAGACAGGCAGAGAGACAGGCAGAGAGACAGGCAGAGAGACAGGCAGAGAGACAGGCAGAGAGACAGGCAGAGAGACAGGCAGAGAGACAGGCAGAGAGACAGAGAGAGACAGAGAGAGACAGAGAGAGACAGAGAGACAGGAGGAAUGAGCGAUGAGGUUGACUGUCAGAGGACACUGAGACGUCCUGUCACUCCUUAUCCUGUCUGGGUACUGGCCUGGGUAGGCAACACUGUAUCUGUGUUUAUAUACACUGUAUUUGUGUAUAUCUGUGUGUGUACAAGUGUGUGUGCCUGUCUAUAUGUGUGCAUGCAUUCCCAUGUGCUUGUGCACAGUUGUGCGUUUGAGUGUGUGCAGUGUGCUUGGGUAUAAGAGCAUGUGUGUGCAGCGUGUGUAAGAGCAUGUAAUGUGUGUGUUGUGUGAAGAAGAGAGAGGGACAUGAGGGGGAACGCUGCGGUGCUUAUAUGUCAACCAGUGCUGGAGGGGCCGAUGACUCCAAUCCUCACCCACGGAAAGCAAAGGAGCAUGGCUGACUUACCCCCUUUCUCCUUGUCUCCCUUUUAUCACCCUGUCCCUCAGAAAUGUAGAUUAAGCAUCAGUCCCUGCCUGUCCCUGCCUCGCUCUGAGUCACACACACACACACACACACACACACACACACACACACACACACACACACACACACACACACACGUUACUUCAACCCUAACCCUCUCUCAGGAAAAAAGGGAAAAUUAACACUACAACAAGCCAACACUUGAGAUAUUUCCUUCCCUUUGUUUAAUUAAACAUAGACUCCAUCUGCUCUUUUGGUUUGCUUCUUCUUUUCUUCUGCAAUAUUGACUAUGGUUGUUCUCGUGAUUGUUUCUUAUGACUCUGUUCUAGCCUGUUCUAACCAUGGGUGUGUGUAUUAACACUGGAAACAUGUCACGUGUGUGUGGAGGAGGGGUCAUUUGUUCUGCUUAAAGGUUCCGUGACAAAUCUUUUUCAGACCAUUCAACCUCUGUUCAUGUGCCAUACUGAGACAUUUAUGGAAUAAAAAUGACGUUGUUUUUUCACAUUA
Salvelinus fontinalis (brook trout) is the source of this 12713-nucleotide messenger RNA. Its product is annotated as leucine-rich repeat-containing protein 4B-like. The record is from RefSeq and is a predicted model, not a curated record. NCBI's taxonomy places the organism in Eukaryota, Metazoa, Chordata, Actinopteri, Salmoniformes, Salmonidae. The transcript is spliced from 2 exons. Bases 275 to 2476 code for a protein of 733 amino acids. Gene Ontology annotation, cellular component: plasma membrane. Gene Ontology annotation, molecular function: protein binding.